Molecule: messenger RNA, 18991 nt
Organism: Passer domesticus (house sparrow)
Lineage: Eukaryota; Metazoa; Chordata; Aves; Passeriformes; Passeridae
Gene: LRIF1
Product: ligand dependent nuclear receptor interacting factor 1
Exons: 5
Coding region: 36-2417 (793 amino acids)
Biological process (GO): regulation of DNA-templated transcription
Molecular function (GO): nuclear retinoic acid receptor binding
Source: RefSeq, a predicted model, not a curated record
CGGUGUGAGGGGCGGGGCGGGCGGAAGUGACGCGCAUGCGGAGCCGCGGCGGGGCCGUGCCGCCAUGUCGCGGAGCCCCGAGCGGCGGCCGCAGUUGUGAGUACGGGCGGGCCCGGGGCUCCGCCUCGCAGGGACGCCCCGCCAGCAUUACAGGCUGUAUGUACCGAGUCAUUCAGACAACGGGACCAGAUGGAAAAAACCUUCUGAAAUUGCUUCCCAUUUCUAAAACUUCUGAAAGCUUUGUACCAAUAGUUCAGUCUCCAGCCAUGCCAAAUAAUUCUAACGCAAAUGUUUCUAGCCCAGUCCAUCUUACUUAUAAGACACAGAUUGGCAAUACUGCUGCACCUUCAUCUGUUAAGAUACCGAUUCUUCAGCCUCCUAAUCCUGGAAAGAUUAUUCUUACGACAACAUUAGACAAGCAGGAAAGUGCUAGUGCAGGUUCUGAAAAGGAAAGCUUGAUUCCAAGUGCAGCUGCCAAUGCCCAGAGCAGCUGUAUGCCCAUGGAUGGAGUGUCCUUGCAGAACGUGGCCAUCAUGAGCUCUUCUCACCAGAGCAGCACAACCUACAUGGUAAUGAAUACCAAACCCCUUCCAGUGACUGUCAAGUCUCCAGUGGUGCCUUCCGGACACCACCUCCAGAUUCCAGCUGAUGCAGAAGUGAAAUCUGUCCCAGCGUCUCUUUUGCCACCUGCAGUACAGCAAAAAAUCCUGGCAGCUGCAGCCGCCAAUGUGUCUGGAGGGGCUGACAGUACAAAAACGCCGACGGUGAUUUACGUGUCACCCGUAAACACAGUGAAAACCUCCCAAGUCCUGCCCAAGCGCUUGCAGAGCUUUUGCCCCAAACCUGCCACAGAAGUUUCAAAGACACUGAUAGUGACAGCUGCCCAAAAGGGAUCUGGUUCUUCUCUUGAGCCAGUCACAUCUGAGGGGCAGCAGUGCCAGCAAACUCCCAUGAAAUGGAUUGUGCAAGAAACUGCCCCACUCUCAGCAGCUUGUCUUAUCCCUGUAAAGUCUUCAAAUAAUGCGGCUUCCAAGAUCCUGAAAACUUUGUCAGACACGAAGAAUGUAGAAGUUAACCCUGCAAAUAUUUUGCCACUCUGUUCUAAUGGUCCUGGUGGAAGCCAAACCAAAAUCACACCUUUAAAAGAUAAUGCUCUGGUCAUGUACAAUGGGAAAAUCUAUUUAUUGACCAAAAGAGGCUCUGAUAUUCUGUCAGCCCAGGCUGACAAACAGGCAUCUUCCUCUUCUGAUGCUUUACUUAAAAAGGAGACACCCAAGCAAAUUGAUUCUGCUGAAGUCAAUAAAAUAACCAGUAAAGUGGUGAAUCUGGUGUUUUCAAAAAGCAAAGGAGUGGUGCUAUCUCAGAAAGACCCAAAACCGCGUACAGUUUCCAAAAGUUCGUCACCAGUUAGCUUAAGAAAUGACUUAAAUUCCACACCUGCAGCUCUGCUAACACCAAGUGCUAAACAGCAGGAUCCCACUGUAAGCCAGAGACAGAGUUUGCCCUCCAUCAAGAGCGUUUCUUGCAGUGAAGUGAUCCCAGUUCCAGCAGUAGGGAUGCAGGAAAGUGUGUGGCAAAAUGGCAAAGAUAUGAGUCAUUCCCCAAGAGCAGCAGGGGCUGUGUUACCUCAGGCUAAGCAGGAAUGUGCUGUCAGUGAAGACUGGCCAAAGAUGCAAUGUGUAAAGAUGGAUUCACCAGGAAAGGUUAUUCAAAUGAAACACCAAGAGCACCCACACUGGAGACAAUACUUGGAAUUAAGGAAAAAAUUUGGUCUAUUUAAGGAGGAGAGAGUUUACCUUACAAGAAUACCAUCAAGGGCCUUCUGUGAGAAUACAGAAGAAAGGGUUUGUUCCAAUGACAACUUGGAAAGGAAAAAUGAGUCUUGCAGUUCAUCCUCAUUGCAUGUGGAAAUAAUGAGUGAUCAUCAGGAAUGUGUUGAAGAAAAGAUAAUUGUGGAUCUGGAAGAGGAUUUGAUUAGGAAAAGGAAAAUAAAAUCCUCACCUUUGUCAGACAGUGGCAAGAGGAGGAGAACUUCAGUCAAAUCAUCCACAAGUCCUAGUUUAGAAAUCACCAGCUCAAGUUUCAGUGCACUUAAAAGGAGUGUUUCACCUGCACCAGCCUCACCACAGCCAAGUGUUCCCACUGGUUUCGUCGGAGUGUCCCAAGAGAGGGACUUGGAGCAGGACACGUUCCCCCAGUACAGUGACAUUACCCACCCAGGGAUUUCACUUUUAGUGACUUCUGAAGAGGAUACUUCCAUUCUGGAAGGUUCUUUCCGAGAUGAUGCUUUCCCUGUGGCUCCCCCAGACCUGGAUGAAACGAUACGGGAUGAAAAAAUCAAGCGACUAAAGCAGACCCUGCGGCAGCGGACCGCGGCGCUGGAGGAAUUCCGGCAACGGGAAAUGCAGCAGAGCUGAGACCCCUGCCCUGGGGAUCCCAGCCUUGUGCAUCACCUCUUCAGUGAUUUCAAGAGGAAAUCCUUUGCUUAAAUGAAUAUUUCUGGUAGAUGGAAUAACUAGAUGAAGUUUAAGUAUGUGUGUAUUUGCAGAACUGUAAGUUUUUGUUAAAUGCCAGAAGUAAGAGACUUGACCAUCAAAUUCUACUUCUAGGACAUGAUCCAAGAGCACAGAUAAAGGGCAUUUUUACCAGCAUAUUCCCCAUAUUUUUAAUUGAGGGGGUUCUGUAUUAGUCUCAGCAAAUAAACUUUCCCCUUUCGAAUUCCAUGGCCUGGCUCUUAGAACCCCAAUGCAAAUUGCAAACUCUAGCUGUAGAUACUUUUUUGUUUGUUUUUCUCAUGUGCAUGAGAACUUCGAUGUAUUCCUGAGAACUGUUAAUUUUCAGAAGAGGUCAACAGUCAGUGGUUAAUAAAUGCUAGUUAAAUAAUCUGGAAAUUAGACUUUAGACAGUAGCAGUGCAGAUAUUUAUAUAAAACCUCUUGCAGAUGUGAAGACAUAGGCAGGAGAAGCCCUGUGACAGUUGCUUGGAUUCAUGGCUCUCUCUGUCAUUAUUGUGAGCCUUUAUAAGGUCAUGACCAGAUGUGCAAUGUGGAAAUUUGGUUGUGGGGUUUUUUUUGAAGAGUGGGAUGUAUUUUUUUUAAACAGAAUUCUGUUAAUAAUAAUUUCUUGAAGCUAAAAGACUUCUUUAUCUGUCAGUGAUAUCUUUAAAAAUCCUCAAUGAGUGUCUUUUAAUAUGUUGUUUAAACAUGUCUCUUGCCACCUUCAGUUAUGGUAUCUUAGUUUGCCUUGUAGGAGGGGAUGUGCCCUCAGACUGUCUUUACAUCCUAAGUUUUGUAGAACUUUUUGUGUAUUUCCCCACCAUGCUCUGUUGUAUGUGUAGGGACACCUUUCCUUGUCUUCUGUUGUCAUGUCUUUGAUCAUUGCAGUUCCUUCUGCAGUUUUUCAGUGUUCUCUCACCAAAUAAUAACUUUUUUGCCAGCAGAGUUUGUUAUUGCUUUGUUCCUGUCUGUUUAUAUUUAUUUUAAACAUCACCACUCCUGGCAGAGCUCUGUUGCAGAUUUGUGUUCACUGAAGGCUUAUUUUUUUACUGUCCUUACUUCUGGUUUUACUCCUAUUUUGUUUAAUUUUAAUCAAAUUUUCAUCUGCAGGGUUUUCAUUUAUUAUCCCACAGAUGUCCAGUUUAUCUAUAGGAUUUUGGUGGAGAUGGAUGCAUCUUGGAGAGCUGAGUUCCAUAUUCCUUACUAAUUUAAGUUUUCACAGUGGGAAAAAUUCCAAUAGUUUGGAGAGGCAAGACAGCUUUUUACAAGGGAAGAAAAAUGAAGUUCCUGCUCUGAAGAAUCACAGAAUCAGAGAAUGGUUUGGGGUGUAAGGGAUCUUAAAGCUCAUCUCAUUCUACCCCCUGCCGUGGGCAGGAACACCUUCCACUAUCCCAUGUUGCUCCAAGCCCUGUCCAACCUGGCCUGCAACACUUCCAGGGAUGGGGAUAGCUUAAGCUAGACCAAGGUGAUGGACCAGAUGCACAGUGAUAAGUGAGGAGGGAAAGUGAAUAAUGGAAAUAAACUCUGCAGUGAUUGAGAUUACUUGAUAGGAGGGAAGCGUGGUGGAACAAGCAAGUCAGGAUGGAAGUGUGGUAUCCAUGGGCUCCCUAUGUAUGGAAUGGGUGUUUUGGGACAGAACUGACUUUGGUCAAUUCCCAGACACCCACCUGCUCCACUCACUCCCUUCCUGCGGUAUGUGGGAAAAUGGAAGAAUGGAAUUGUGGGUGGAGAUAAAACCACUUGCACAAAAAGUAAAAUCAGGAAUUCAGUCACCACAUCCUGUCAGCAGGCAGAAGAUCAGCCAUUUCCGGGGUCUCUGUGUGCACUGUAUUCACUUGGAAGACAAAUACUUUGACCAGAAAUGUCCUUCCAUCCUCCUGCUUUCAUAAAAGCUUUUAUUUGCUGAGCAUGGCCUCCUGUGGUAUGUAAUAUCCCUUUGAUCAGUCUGGGAAGACUGUCCAGGCUGUGUCUCUUCCCAGUUUCUUGUCCAUCCCCAAAUUCCUGUCCAUCCCAAGCCUGCUAGGGGGUGCACAGCAAGAGAAGGAAAACAUCUGGAUGUUGUGGGAACUCUUCUCAAAACACCGGUACGUGAUCAGCAGUCUCCUCAAAACCCCAAACGGCAUGAUGUGGAGCUACUGUGAAGGACGUCGACUCCAUCCCACCUGAAAGGAUGAAAUGGGACUUGGGAAGGAGAUGGAGGCAGCCUUGUGUUAUGUGUCUGGUGCUGCAGUCACCUGGUAGAUACUCUUCCAACACGCUUUGCUCACUUACUGUUCUCUAACAAAUGUCUUUCCUUUAUUUUCCAAUGAUCUCAAAAAUAAUUAAUGAAGCCGAGUUCUCUUAUCGUCUCAUUUCACUUGAGGUUUCCAGCAUUGACAUUCUACAAUGCACCAUCUUUUUAUCCCAGAACCUCUUUUACCCUAACAAAGUAGUCCAUUUGCCUGAGUUUUUUGUAGACACAAUUAAGUACUCAAAGUUUGGAGAAGAAUCCUCACUGCAAAAUUUUGAAGAAACGUGACCAGGAUCUGAUGGAAGAAGGUGUAUGGGCUAUGUCCAGUAUAGUGACGGAAAAUACCUGGUGCAGUUCAGAAACCAAGUAUGGAAGAGAGACAUCUUCCUUGGAACAGCACUAGUGCAAGGUUGCAGGGAUCACUGAGAGCCAAGAGAAGCCUCUUGAUUGCUGAUGGGGGAAAGUUGCACCAAGAGGAGCAAAGGGGCUUCUGACAGCCAAGGACCUUAAGGCUGUUGGAGUUGCUCCUCAUCCUGACUCACCAUCUGCAGCAUGGAUUGGAUUUUGCUGUCCUGUUCAUCCUUGAACUCCUGUGAUUUAUGAAGAGUCUGUGACAAGAGCAAGAGUUCUGGCAAUACUGGCUGUCACCCCAGGAGUGGAGGUGACCGGUGGCCAUCCCUGAGUUCAGCCCAGGCUGGCAGGAAGGUGUUACACACCAGAAUUGCUGUGCUAAGUACUACAAAAUCAAUGGAUUUAGGAUAUGAAUUACAACUUCAAGCAAAUUCCUGGCAAGAAUCAGUGGAAAACCUUUUACGAAUUUCAGAGUCCAAAGAGCAGAAGUGGCAGUGAGUGCUGGACAGAACAGAUUCAGGAAGUGAAGAUGGUGCUGGGUAAGUUGCCAACAUCAGCCAAACCUGGCGCCUUGGAGUCCCUGGCCAGAAUUGUCCCUGUGCCUGUCUCCUGUACUGGAGACCCACCACAGCCCCAGAAUUUCUAUGUGAGGCACAAACCUUGACAGAGGUCUCUCCUAGACAUAGAAUCAUUGUAUCGUUUUGAUUGGAAAAAGCCCUCAAGAUCAUUAAGUCUGACCAUAAACCUGAGGUGGCCAAGCCCAGCACUGAUCCAGAGCUGGGCAAUGCCAGGUGCAGCCCAGGAAGCCACCAGAGGAAGGGGACUGUACUAGGAACACCCAUCAGAUGAAGCUCUGGACAGAAUAGCAGUGUCAUGUUCACAACACAGCAGAGCAUAAUUAAUUCAGGAGGUUCUGGAAUGUAUUGAGGAUAAACUCCUCCAAGUGAGGGAGGAGCCAGCAAGGAAGAAGCAAGAAGCCAGCUGUGCUGGACCUCGUGCUCACCAACAAGGACGACUUGGUAGAGAAUGAGAAGCUCAGGGACAGCCUGGGCUUAGUGAACGUGGAAUGGUGGAUUCAGGAUCCUCAGGGCAACAAGGAGGGCACAGUGAGUCCUGGGAUUCAGGAUGCCUCUUCAGGGAUCUCCUUGGCUGAGUGUCAUGGGAUAAAGGCCUGGAGGGAAGAGGGGCCCAGAAGAGCUUGUUCAUAUUUAAGGAUAACCUCCAAGCUCAGGAGUGACGCAUCUCAAGCAUGAGAAAUUUGGACAAAAACUCCAGGAGGCCUGUGAGGGUGAACAAGGAGCUCUUGGACAAACUCAGAGUGUGGAAGCAAAGACAGGCAGCCGAGGAGGAAUACAGAGGGAUUGUCUGAAGUUAGGUUAGGGAUCAGGUUAGGAAACCUGAAGCCCUGGUAGAGUUAAGUCUGGCCAGGGACAUCAAGGGUAACAGAAAAGCUUCUAUAGGAACAUUGGUGAUAAAAGGAAGACUGGGGAAAAUGUCCUCUCCAAAAGGAAACGGGACACCUGCUUUCCCAGGACAUGGAGAAGUCUGAGGUUCUCAGUGUUUGUGCCCCAGUCUUCACUGGGAAGUGACCCACUCACACCGCCAGAGUUGCAAGGGCAAAGGCAGGGACUGGGAGAAGGAAGAACCCUCCAGAACCUUUAAGGUUGGAAAAGCCCUCCAAGGUCAUUUAGUCAAACCUGUGUCAUCUAGUCCAAUCUGUGACCAAUACCUGCCUUGCUACUCAGCCCAGAGCACUGAAUGCCACGUUUAGGCAUUCCUUCAACACUUCCAGGGAUGGCAAAUGCAUCAUCUCCCUGGGAAGACCCUUCAAUGCCUGACCACCCCUUCCAGGAAGAAAUUCCUCCUGAAGCCAACCUGAGUUUCCUGGUACAACUUGAUGCCAUUUCCUCUUGUCCUGUCCCUGUUCCCUGGGAGCAGAGCCUGACCCCCCCGGCUGCCUCCUCCUGUCAGGGAGUUGUGGAGAGCCAGCAGGUCUCCCCUGAGUCUUCUUUUCUCUAGGCUGAGCCUCCCAGCUCUCUCAUCCAUUCCUAAGAGGACUUAUGCUCCAUACUCUUCACCAGCUCUGUUCCUUUCUCUGGGCUUGAGAAGAUAAAGUAUCUUCUACUGGAGUAUCUUAAAUACUCCAGUAAAGGAGUAUUUAAGGAAUAUGAAGGUGUACAGGUCUGUGAAACCUGAUGAGAUACAUCUAUGGAUCCUGGUAGAACUGGCAGAGGAAGUUCCUAAGCCACUCUGUAUCACAUUUGAAAAGUUGUGGCAGUUCAGUGAAGUUCCACUGACUGGAAAAUGGAAAAUUUGACCCCAUUUUUCAAAAGAGAAAUAAGGCAGAUGCAGUACGCUAUAGGCCAAUCAGUCACACUGGUGUCCGGCAAGAUCAUGGAGAAGAUCAUUCUGGAAACUAUGCUAAGGCACACAGAAAAUAAAAGGUGAUUGGUGACUACCAGUAUGGCUUCUCUGAAGACAAAUUGUGCCUGACAAAUUUGGUGACCUUGUAUGACAAGGUGACAGUGCUGAUAGGUGAGGGCAGAGCGACUGAUAUCAUCUACCUGGACUGUGCAAAGCAUUUGACACUGUCCUGCAGGACAGCCUUGUCUCAAAACUGGAGAGACAUGGAUUUGAUGGGUGGAACACCCACUGGAUAAGGAAUUGGCUGGAUGGUGGCACUCAAAGGAUUGUGGUCUGCAGCUGUAGACAAGUAUGUCUGAGUGGAGACCAGUGACAAGUGGUGCCCCAAGGGUCAGUUGGGACCAGUGCUGUCUUUGUCAGUGACAUGGGCAAGUGGAAUUGAAGCAUCCUCAGCAUGGUGCUGACAGUGAGAUGUUUGGUCAUGUCACACACGAGGAAAGGGACAGGGCAUCCAGAGGGACCUGGAUGGGCUGGAGAGGUGAGAUCGUGUGAACCUCAUGAAGUUCAGCAAGGCCAAGGACAAGAUCCUGCCUCUGGAUUGGGGUGACCCCCAGCACAACUCCAGGCUGGGGGAUAAAUGGAGCAGCCCUGAAGAGAAGGAUCUGGGGGUGUUGGUGGAUGAGAAGCUCAACAGGAGUGACUCCAUCAGUGAUGAGGGAAAGCUGACAGAUGCCAUUUAUCUAGACUUCUGUAACCAUUUGACAUGGUUCUCCCCCAGUAUCCUUCUCUACAUUGGAGAGAUGGAUUUAAUGGGUGGAUUGUCAGGUGGAUAAGGAAUUGGUUGUAUGGCCACAUCCAGGCAGUUGUGGUAAAAGGCUCAGAGUCCCUGUGAACAUUAAUGACAGUGGUGUCCUUCAUGGAUCUGUACUGGGACCAGCAUUAUGUAAUAUCUUCAUUAAUGACAUGGAAGGAUCUAGGGCACCCUGAGCAGGUUUGUAGGUGACACUGAACGGAGGGGCCCCUGAGGGAGAGGGUCAUUGAGAGGGACCUGGACAAGCUCAGAAGUGGCCCAUGGGAAACUCAAGUUUAAUAAGGCCAAGUUCCAGGUGCUGCAGCUGGGUCAGGGUGACCCUGGGAUGGAUCCAGGCUGGGGGUGAGCAGAUGGAGCAGGCCUGGGAGAAUGACCUGGGGGUGUCGGUGGGUGAGACCUGAAUAUGCCUUAGCCCAGAAACCCCCCAAGCCCUCGGCUGAUCCCCCAGUGUGGGCAGCAGGGGAGGGGGAUUCUGCCCCUAUGCCUCACUCAGGUGAUACCCCACCUGCAGAGCUGCCUCCAGCCCUGGGACCCAACAGCAGCAGAAGGACCUGGAGCUGCUGGAGCAAGUGUAGAGGAGGCCAUGGAGAUGCUCAGACACCUGGAGUCCCUCUGCUCUGGAGCCAGGCUGGGAGAGCUGGGAAUGUUUAGCCUGGAGAGAGACACUCCAGGGGAAGAGAAGGUUCCAGGGAAACCUCAGAGCCCCUUCCAGUGCCUAAAGGGGCUCCGGGAAAGCUGGAGAGGGACUUUGGACAAGGCAUGGCAUGACAGGACAAGGGAAAUGGCUUUUCACUGCUAGAGGGCAGGGUUAGAUAGGAUACUGGGAAGGAAUUGUUCCCUGUGAGGGUGGACAGGCCCUGGCCCAGGCUGCCCAGAGAAGCUGUGGCUGCUCCAUCACUGGAAGUGUCCAUGGUCAGGUUGGACGGGGCUUGGAGCAACCUGGGAUAGUGGAAGGUGCCCUGCUCAUGACACAGUGGUGGAAUGAGAUGAUCUUUAAUGUCCCUUCCAUCCCAAGCCAUCUUGGGAUUUUAUUAAUCGAGAUCUGAGGACUGUGCACAGAAUAAAUCCUGGGGCAGAGCUGAGCCAGGGCCACCCAUAGCAGCCCAGGCCAGGGCUGGAUGCUCAGGCUUGGGCUGAUGUGGAGCUCAUGGGCCAAGAGUGUGUGAGGAGGUCCCAGGGGCCUGGUCAGGGCAAUUCAGGUGUAUUAAUGGACCCUAUCAGCCUGUUCAGUGCUUGGCUGGUCAGGCAUUGGAAGGGGCUGUCCAAGGAGCUGGUGGAGGCACCAUCCCUGGAGUUCUUUAAAGGUUGUCUGGAUCUCGCUGGGUGAUGUGAUUUAGGUGUUAUGGGGCUACAGUGGCAGUAUGGGAUGGACUUGGAUGGAUGAUCUUGAAGGUCUCUUUCAGCCAUGAUGAUUCUAUGGGAGGUGGGACCCAACCUAGACCCUGGAUCAUGACUGUGCUGGUAGGACUGCAGCAAAGGGGAAAAAGGCAGGGAUUCACUGGGGGGUGUAACUGGAGCAGCUGGGAGUAGGGAACUGCUCCUCAUUGCUGCUCAUCUGUCUCUUGACAAAGGGUGAGACAGCAGGAAAAGGGUUUUCCUGGCAUUGAAGAGGUUGUUAAACCGAGAAGAGUUGGACGCUCUGAGGCUGAAUUUCCAUGGAUCUGCAGCUGAGCAGGAAUUCCAGCACGUGGUGCUGGGCUGAUAGGGGAGCAGUGAGGGAGAUUUGCGGGGUUUAACUGUAAACCCAGGAAUGUACUGCUUUGGGCAGUAAAUUCAUAAUCUUUGAGGUUGAAAAAGCCCUCUGAGGUCAUGGAAUGAAAUUUUCCCCACCACUGCCAAGGCCACCUAUAGCAGUUCGUUUUGGGGGGGGCACUCCGGGCAGUCCCCGGAGGGCCCCCUUUCAAAACGAACUACUAUAAACGGUGACUAAUGUUCGGCAAGAGCACCGACAGCCCCGAGACGACCCCCGAGACCGUGCCAGUAUGAUAAAUUGAGACACGCCUUAUUGGUAUAAUCAAAUAAGAAUUUAUUGAUUACAGCAAAUAAAGCAUAAGCAAAGCAGCACUGGGCGAUGGGGGAGUUUGUUCUCCGCCAACUGCCACAGCCACAGUCAGUUCCAGUCGGUUUUUAUACUGUAUCGUUUCCUGUCCACGUGUCCUUUAAGUCGUACUCUGCGUAUGUGUUCUUCUGUUGCUAGGUGGUCAUAUCCUGCCUCCCGGUGGUCUCUAGGUGAAGGCCGGUAGUUUUUUUUUUCUCAGAUUUCCUCUGGGUGACCCAUUCCUUAUUUAGUACCAAUGCUUAUCUCUCUGAAACUUAAAAGUUGUUAGGCAAGCAUAUUUUGGACAAUGUGGGUUUUAUCAAGUGCUGAAAGUCUGUUUCCCAUUAUCUUACUUUAGUCCCAGGUUUUAUCAAGAGCUGGAAGUCUGUUUCUUGUUAUUUUACUUUAGUCCCAGGUUUUCUCAAGUGCUAGAAGUCUGUUUCCUGUUAUCUUACUUUAAUCCCUUAGUGAACAAAACACGCCGUGUUCUAUCACACCUCCACGACUGGUGAUUCUUUCACUGUCAUAGGCAGCUGUGCCAGGGCUGGACAACCCUUUUGGGGAAGAAAUUUUUCCUAUUGUCCAACCAAAACCUCAGUCUGCCCCGGCUGGCUCAUCUCCAGCUCAUCAGUGACAUUAAGUUACAGAGAAAUUCCUGCUCUCUGGGGCAGGAGUUGCUUCUGGGAUGUCUGUUGUCAGGAUCAACCUCUGCAUGUUUCACAGGGAUCCAUGGAGAAAGCAGUGAAGGGGAGGUGAGGAAAGCCCUGUGAGCAGGCAGAUGUCUUCUAGAGCCUCCUUGAGAGCUACAUGAAUGCAUCAAUUGGGAUUUUUUCUUCUCCCAUCCUCUUACAUAAAGAGCUCUCUCCUUCCUCCACAGGGAUCCCAUCACUGUUGGCACCAUCUCUUGCUUAAACCAUUUGUCUAAUGGGCCUUGGGGGAAGCAAAGGAUUCUCUCAGCUGAAACAUCACAUUUUCUACAUUGGAGCAGUUAAUCACGAACUGGGCUUUACCUAUGCCCUGCUUAGGAAGUAUGUGGCCAAGUGUGCAGCUCUCCAGGGUGGCUGGGAUCCCUAAGGAUUCAUCCGCAGGUAAAAUACAAUACUUGAGAAACCUUCCUAGGCCAUCGAGCCCAGGGUUCUCUGUGACUCCAUGUAAAUCACAUCCACCUGUCCUCUCACCCCACUGCCCUCAGUAGUACAGCAUCUUCUGGCCCCAAAUGUUGUUUCCACUCUGUGAAUUGUCUGAACUCUGGCUGAACCAGGCUGGAGGUGCGGUAACAGGGAUGGAGACAUCCCAUUUAAAUCUGGAAGAAAGAAGCUACUCAGGGGAAGUUGGGGUUUCCAGGAGGCCUCCAGCUUAGAUUAAUUUCUCUCCAGGUGCUUUGUCUGCCCCUCCAGGAAGGGAAGAUGCAAAAGUAAGGAAUUCUGGUGUGGGAGGAAAUGUGCUGGAGCUCAUGUAUAAGCCUUGAACUUGGUAACUUGGGAAGGGAACUGAGCUAUCCCUGCCAAGCAGGGCUCAGAGGCAGCUGUGAAGGUACUUGGUAGGUUUGUGCACAAUCAAAUAUCCCCUCAAUCUGCUGUACCUUGGUAGAAUUUGAGAUACUUGUUUUUAAGUAUCUUCUGGCUUGGCCUGGGCAUGAGCGUGGGAGGUUGUCCCUAUGGAUUGACCCUGGAAGCUGCUGGUGUGUCUGGCACUUAGAGGCUCCAGCUCAGCCUCUGGAGCACACAGACACUCCACAGGGUUGGGAUAAGGGCUGUCAGCACUCUGGGAGCUGCUGGAAGCAGCUGGAGGAAGGAGCAGCUGGCUUAGGUUGGAGGCUCUCAGGGAACACCAGGGAUGUUGAGAACAUGAGGACAGGGGUCGCACUCUGUGGUGUUUAAGGGACAGCUCUUGGCUUGGGAGGGAACGGGACAUGGGCUGCCUUGGCCAACUUCCACCUGUGUAACAGGGACACUUGGCAUGAGAAUUCCUGGGUCAACCUGCCUGUCAGCUCCAACAACUGGAGGUUGGACAGGGCCUGGAACAAACUGGUCUAGUGGAAGGUGUCCUUGUGCAUGGCAGGGAAUGGAAUGGGAUGGGCUUUAAGGUCCUUUCUGAGCCAAACCCUUCUGGGAUUCCGUGGCUGUGUGGUUCCUGCUGCUCUCUGUCACUCCUGUCCAGAGCCAACACAGCAGGAGGGAGCUGCUCAGCUGCCUCUUGACCUCCAGAGCAGGCUGUGGUGUGAAGAGGUUUUUCCCUAUGGGCUGCUCAAAGGAUGGGGUGGCUUUGGGGUCCAUCCCAUCUGGCCCAAACUACAGGGCAUGGAUCAGCCCCCUGGGCCCAAGGGGAGCAGAGGUGAGGCUGGAGGCUCUGCCAUCCAAAAGGAUUUAGCCUGAGGAGACUGGAGAGAGGAAGGUGAAGGUCAAACUGGGUGUGGAGGAAGAGACAAAGAGACACAACUCAUUAAUAACCUUCAUUUAAUCCUUCAUGACACUGGGAAAUGUAGAAAUGUCACAGACUCAUUCACAGUACUGGUAACAUUUGCAAAGCUGUGCAAAGCCCUUGAUGUCAAGUACAAGAUUUGACAUGACAAUAACUUCAUACUUUUUUUUAUAUAAAAUAAAUGUGUAGAAAUAACAGCUGUUAUUGCUAUUGAAUUCCUGAGUUCUCUCCAUCCAUCAGAUGCUCCCUGCUAUGAGCAGUGCCUGCUCCUCUGCCCUGAAGCUCCCUGGGCUCUCGUGCAGGGUCUGGCCCUGCAGGCUGACCACGGCUCGCAGGGAGAUUUUCUGUGGAGGGAAAGCAAAGGAGGUCCCUGUGAGUGGCUCCCUCACUGCCUUGGCACUGGCAAGUUCAGUGACCAGAGGAAACACCAAAGAUUUUUGUAAACACCAAGAGAUCAGCUCAGAACCAUGCCUGGCUCCUAGCUGUGGGCUCCAUCAUUUGCCUUGUCCUGGAGGAAAAGGCCCCUAUGGCUGUAACAGGUCUGGAAGUGAAGUCAGUCAGGGCCAGUCGAGGCUAGUUAAAGCCAGCCUGAUGCUGGAGCUGUGGUAACACAGCAGGGACAGACUCUGUGGGGGUCACUUAGAGCUGCUCAUGAGUCUCCAGCCCUGGUGACUGAUCCAUGCCAGGUUAAUGGUUGGACUCCAUUACCUUAAAGGUCUUCUCCAACCAAAAUGAUUCCAUGAUCCCAUAAAACCUAAGGCUGCCCUGCAGCACCCACUGGGCUAUUCAGAAACAGAGAAUGUUAACUUCAUCUUACCUGGAAGUCACGGAUGUAGGUGAGGAAGAAGCUGAGGAAGGAGAAUGCCAGUGACCACUCAGAGACGGUGCUGAUGAUGUGGGGGGUGUAGCCCUGUGUUACAGAGGAGAAAAAAUCCAUGUGAAAACUGCUCUGGAACCUGCAGUGGCACAAGAAUUGCUUGUGACUUGUGACAUCCCAUGUGAGAUCCUGCAUCCAGAACUAUUCCCACUGGAGACCAAAAUCCCUUAUUGUAUCUGGAAUCUCCAAGAAUGAAGUGCUGAAGAAUGAGAAUGAUCAGGAAAACACCUGCUCCAACUUGGAUGAUGCCUACUCGGAAUUUAAUACACACCUGCAAAACCUGAAAGUUCAAUCCAGAGCUCAACUAACAAAGAGCAGGAAGGUUCAAGGCCCUCCUCAAGAUGAAGAAGGAAUUAAUUUAGAGUUACACUUGAAGAUCCAACAGUUUUGUGCAAUUAGAACUUCAACAAAUACUGGCACAGGUUGCCCAGAGCAGCUGUGGCUGCCCUAUCCCUGGAAGUCCAAGGCCAGGUUGCACAGGGCUUGGAGCAAUCUGGGCUAGUGGGAGGUGUCCCCACCCAUGGCAGAGGGUGGAACUGGAUGGGCUUUAAGGUCCCUCCCAACCCACCCCAGUCUGGGAUUCCAUAAUUCCAAGGAGCUGCUGGCUGGUUCAGCUGGCACAGCUCUCUCCUCUCUCACCCCAGGCUGUGUCAUGAACUGCAGGAAGUUCUCACCUGUCCCUCCAAAUCCAGCUGGAUUUGGACUCCAUUUCCCACCCAAUCACUUACUCUUUCCUGGGGGUCCCAGUGCAGCUUCUGCACCAGGUUCUGUCCAUACAAGCCACUGUACAACACAACUGAGGACACAAACACUGAGGGAGGAGGUUAAGGAACAUUCAAGGCCAAGAAUGAGGAACAUGGAACUUGCAGACUGUGUUGAGCUGAGGCUAUGUGAUCUCAUAUCUGAUCUCAGCCUGAGGAGCAGUAAUGGUGCCAUGGACAGUUCACAUUGUGCCCUUCAACCCGUAGCUUGUCCCAGCCCCCUGGUUAUUGUCAUGUGAAAAGGUUAAUUUCAACCUAAACCCAUUAUUUCUGUUCUCUGAGUGCUGCCUCUCAUUAUUCCUCUGAUCAAAGGCAGUACUCUCAUGCUGGAAUACAGAACGGGGCACACUACAGGGUGUACAAUCAAGGAUGACAGGCUUCUUGUGGCACAUGGUGGUGGUUCGGUUCAAGUAGGUGUAAAUCCUGUGGAGACUACUGGGUUUUGGUGCCACUGCCCAAGCAAAGGAUACUGCUCAAGAUGCUGGAACAGCUCCACAGGAGAACGGCCAGGCGGGCCCAGAAGAUGUCUUUGCUGUGAAGUUCUGGCUGCAUCAGGUAGGACAGGAUGGUCUGAACCAGCAUGUAAAUGGACCCCACCCCGAAGGUCAGGCAGGCUCCCAGCACAUGGAUGUAGUACAGGACGCAUUUCUAGGGAAAGAAAGUGCUGCCUGUGAAAACCUGGUUUCAUUUUCUUAUGUAAACCUCUGGCAUCCACCCCUCAGCAACCUCCCAUUCUGCGCUAAGCAGUUCUGGACUGUGCCAGUCCACAGGAGACUUUUUUUGGAAGCAGCAUUGGAAGAUGUCUGGAAGCCACAACCUGCCAGCCUCUGGAAUUUCUGCUUUUGUUAAGUUCUUGUGGUGAAGUUACAGGUCACAGCUGUAUCUUCAGUACAGGAAUUUGUGAGAGCUCUUUUCAUAAAUGACAGUAUCAGAGGAAUGGGGUGAAAGAAUCCCUGCAGGUGGGCAGGGAGUGGGAGUGACAACAUUUCUACCCCAGGAACCUGUGCGUCUAUGUAUCUGUGAAAGAUUAUGUAAUACAGGACAGACACAACACUAUUCUAGCACCCAAUUUUGGAUUAAGAAUAAUGAGGUUUUGCAUUUCUCUGAAUGAACUCUGGUUUGAAUAAAGAUUGUUUGUCAAAUUAGUGUCUUGGAAUUCUCUGAGGGAACAAGCAGCAAUACUUAAAAAACACCACCAAGAGAACCAAGUGUCAAAUAAAAAAAAACAAACCUAAAACCAGAAGAUAUUAAAAAAAAUCCAAUCCAACUAAAAAUUUGUUAUUAAAAUAUAUGUGUGUGAAAACCCAAGUGUGUUCACCCCUUUACUCUCAUCACCAGCUUCGCAUAUGAGCCAGAGACAGGGAACAAAAAGUGUCAUCUGACCUGCUGCACAAGGCAAGGCCUGGCAGCCUCCUGCACUCCAAUCAUGCAGAUGUUUCCUGCCCUACAACAUGAGGUUCUGUGUGUAUCUUACUGAGUAACUCUUAAGAUCAAGCUUUUCCUUGUGCACUUUCUGUGCGCAAAUGAAUUUUAAGUGCUGCAUCUACAGUGAGAAUUUAUAUGUAAGAAAUAAUCAGGUUGCAAAGGUGUGUGCUCCAAAAACAUGUACUGUGCAGGGAGGUGUCAGCAGAGAGAAAUUCUCUAUUUUCACACUUCAGGGUCUUCAAUCACCAGUGGAUUUCAGGGAAAUAUGCAAGUGCAUUACCUCCAACUUUUUUUUGCUCAAGAUUAAACAAUGCACGAACUGUUACCAAAUUAACAUGUGCCUCUUGGAUUUUGACUGUUGUGAAAUACAAAUAAAGUAGAAAAACCCUUUAUUGAUGGCAGUGGAGGGAAAUCAUGGAGUUGAGCAGAGUCUGGAGGAUUCUUCUUGGUGGAUGUGGAAUGGGAGGCUGGGACCUCUGAGGGCUCUAGAAAACAAUAAAUAGAGACCUCCAGAAGAAAAAAAAUGCCUAGAAUGAGAGUGCUGAGGUUUCUAAGACAGGGGGUGCUGCAGCACUUGAGGAGCUGGGCUAGGGAAAGGUGGAGGUUCCCAAGAGCUUUUCCUCUUUCGUUUUCCCUGUCCCUAAUCCAGCAGGAGCCCGAGGUGACACUGCAGCCUGUGGUGGCUACAGGCACCACAACAGAGCCCCAGAAUCCAUCAGGUAAUUAAUGUGAUAAGGCUGGCAAUUAUACAAUCACCUGGCAAAUGAAGCCAACAAUGGGGAGCUGCUCAUGGUGUGAUAGGUGAGAAUAUCAGAUGUGGUUUUUUUGGAGUGGAAAGUAUUGAGGAGAAAAAAAAAAUAGAGACCUGGGAUGGAGAAAAUCAGAAGAAUUAAUAUUGCAGAAUUUUCAAGAAUUAAAAGGUGUGAAGGAGAACCUACCCAAGAGGGCAGGUUUUCCAGAGCUGGGCUUGUGGGUUUGGAUGUUUUGUUUGCUUUACUUCUAGUCACCACAAGUUUUUGAUACCUUUUAUACUAUUUGAUACCUGAUUCUCCUGAGCCACAGCUGUGGGCUUUCAAUCUGGAUCUCAGGCUUUCAGCCUGCCUGGAAGGAGAUCCAAGUGUGGCUUCUGCAAUGCUUGGUGGUUAUGAACAUUUUGAAAUGUCAUGAACAGCUGCUCACAAGUCCCAAAGCAAAUAAGGAAUAACUAACAAAUUAAAAGUCAAACCUUACAUUUUUUAACUGUUCUCUGUAGAGAAUGUCACAAAAAAGCAGUUUGCCAUGGAAAAUUGCUUUCUGUAAAUCUGCCAUUUAUCAGGUAUGACAUCAGAUAUCUCAGAACAGACACAGCUCUGGCAGGGACAGAGCAGUGCAGGUGGUGCACAAACCUGGAAAUUUGCAAUAAUGCAGAGUCCAAAGCAGCUCAUCCAUCCCAGCGUGAGGCCCAGCUUAUUCAGCCUCAGGAUCUUGGGUUUUUCUGGGCUCAGGGCAGACACUUGCUUGUACCGGACGUACAUGGUGGCCAUCCCUGCCAAAGACAGCCACAGGCAGUGAGAUUCCUGCUGGGGAGCAGUGUCCUUGUUUACCUGGGAAGAUGCUGAGUGCCAGAGGAAACUUUUAAAAUACAAGAAUUUUUUAGGGCGCAGUGAAAUAGGAAAGCUGUAAGGCUGGAAUGAAAAUUGAAAUACUAUAAUGGCAAACAAGUUAAAUUAAUAGAUUUUUCUGAGCUAUUUAAUUUAAAAGCCAUAUUAGGUUGUUUUCCUUCCUUCCAUUGUUAUAGCACAGGUAAGGUGACUGCCUUGAAUUUAGAUUUUUAUUGCUUGUACUUUUCUGUUUGUUUUUUUGAAUGCAUUUUUUGUCCUUCUGGUAUCUGCAAUUGCCAUAUUGGCAAUUCGUGGAUAACAUCCCUGACACACACUUUGAAUUGUUUAAGAAAAGUGAGAUUUAUCGCUCAGUAUUUUGUUUUUGAGUAAGAAUUCUGGGCUGUUUAAUGAUCUGGAGAAGGAAAUGAACUUUUUUAAAGCUGUUGCAUUCCAGAACUGCCUGCAGCUCACCAAGGACAGUUUUCUGUACUCACCCAAGAAGGUUGAAACAUUUAACAUGAUCCCAAAUAAGCAUCUUUCAGGUGGUAUUGUCCCUGUGUCACUGGAAAAGAUAAAUGGAGUGAUACAUAUCCUAUAUUAUUUAUAUUAAAAAUACUUCCAACACAACUUUACUUAUUUCAGUCUACAAAGGACAUGUAAAAAAGUGUCUCCCAGAUGAUUUUCACUGAAUUUUUCACUACUCAAACUAUGCUGUGCAGGUUUUAGAGCUGUACAAAUCACCAUGGUAAAGACAAGCUCGCCUUGGAGCAGGGAAUGACCAUGCUCAGUGUAACUGUUACUUUCAUAUUGAUCUUGAUGCCAUAAAAGGUGAAUAAAAAGGAUUAAAACUGAAAAAAUUAAGAACAUGGAACACUGAAAGAGCAAAGCUGUUAUAUAUAUCAGCCUUGACAGAAUAAAGUUGGCAAUGUAGAUUUUAGUACGGAUUUUCUGGUGCAACAAACCCGGCAGCAAGUGGCUUCACUCUGAGCAGGGAUGUGGUGAGGCACCCCCAGUUUAUCAUCAUUUUAAGGGUAUGUUCACAGAGCCAAAGCUUAAAGUUUUGCACAAAACCAGACACCUUUUAAUAGGGUAACACACAAAUCCCAGAAUGGGUUAGGUUGGGAAGGACCUUCAAGCUCAUCUCAACUAUCUCAUUCCAACCAGGGACACCUUCCACUAUCCCAGGUUGCUCCAAGCCCUGUCCAACCUGACCUUGGACACUUCCAGACACGAGGCAGCAACAGUAUCUCUGGGCAACUCAUACCAGGAUUCACCACCCUCACAGGGAAGGAAUUUCUUCCUAACAUUUAACCUGAAUUUCCCCUCUAUCAGUUUAAUAUCACCUAUAACUAUAUUAAAUGACUAUAAAGAGUAAUUUUAGAACAGGAGCUGUUGGGUAAGAACUGCUAUUUAAGUCUGGAGUUGGUAAGAAUUCACAGGUGUGGGGUCAUUUCAGUGCUCUGACACAGGGUGGACAUCACUGACCUGAUGUAGGGCACCAAAGGGUCAACGUGGUGCAGGACAAUUGCAGUAAUGUAGGAAAACACAAACGAUGCUGCUGACCACACAACCAGUGCCACUGGCAGGAAUGAGAGGCCUUGCUGGAACCACCACAUUUCAGGGCUGACUUCUGCCUCCA